AUGCUCAAAAACCCAUCAGUAGAGACUGAGCCUGUUGAGGAGGAGACUGAGUUUGUUGAUGUAGUGACUGAGUCGGUUGAUGAGGAGAUAGACCCCACGGAGGAAGAAGUUGAUUACUCUGAGUGGGAGGAUGAGGAGCCCGAGGAAGAAAGAGAGACAACCAAGGAGCCUGAACCAGCCAUUGAGCAACAAACCCCCCACCCCUACCAGCCUUCCAUAUAUACCGGCAUACUUAUAAUGGUCCUUUUGUGGCAUACACUCCACGAAAAUCCAUACCUAUUCGUAAACGGAAGCGAGACACUCCACCACCAGCAUCCCCAGUAG
Lactuca virosa is the source of this 324-nucleotide messenger RNA. The record is from the annotation of a GenBank genome assembly. Lineage: Eukaryota; Viridiplantae; Streptophyta; Magnoliopsida; Asterales; Asteraceae.